Messenger RNA from Ustilaginoidea virens, 1998 nucleotides. RefSeq lists its product as uncharacterized. The transcript has a single exon. Bases 1 to 1998 code for a protein of 665 amino acids. Gene Ontology annotation, molecular function: transcription cis-regulatory region binding; DNA-binding transcription factor activity, RNA polymerase II-specific; zinc ion binding. Gene Ontology annotation, cellular component: nucleus. The record is from RefSeq and is a predicted model, not a curated record. Lineage: Eukaryota; Fungi; Ascomycota; Sordariomycetes; Hypocreales; Clavicipitaceae. Gene Ontology annotation, biological process: positive regulation of transcription by RNA polymerase II.
AUGGGCCUAGAGACCCGGCCAGUCUGUCAUCGCUGUGCGCAGAUUAAACAGGCCUGUGACGGCAACCUUCCCUGCGCGCGUUGCGUGCGCCUCAGCCUGCCGUGUCGCUUACGGAACACUACCGGCUCCGGCGACGACUUCCCCUACGGCGAUGUACCCAAGGCCAAGAUCCGGAGGGUCCAGACAGGCUGCCUCAUGUGCAAGAGGCGCAAGAAGAAGUGCGACGAGACCAAGCCGAGAUGCGGCGACUGUCGGCGCUUGUGCCUCGAAUGCACCUGGCCGCAAGAGCGACAAGCGAGGUCCGCCAAGCCGGGCUCUGCGGUCGCCGACGAGCCCCUCAACGCGUUGGCGCGCCUUAACUCCGGUCUGGUCGCGCCGAUCCCGACCGGCAGCAGCUUCAAGCAGGAGCCCGACGUGUUGCUGAUGCGCGAUAUUCCCAUCCGCGGCAGCCCCAGCCCUUCGUCCAGCUCCAGCAGCGGAGGGCACGGAAGCUACGACACCCCGAGCCAACACGGUCACCCCGGCCAUGGCGCUCAGCUGAGCUUUCCCGACACUUACGCAGACUUCAACCGCCCCAUCAACUACUCUUCCCUGAUGACCAUGGCCACAACCGCCAUGGCAAUCCCCUUAUCGGCCGCCAUCCCCGUCACGUCUGGCGUCUUUAGCGGGCUCACCCCUGAUAUGAGCCCCUCGAGGCUGUCGUGGGACAUAUCGGCCUCGCCUCCCGCUUGGCUCGACGCAGUUACUCCCGUCAGCAACAACAGUCCAGCCGCAUCCCUCGAUUCCGUACACUCGGCACCGUCGUCGCUGUCCAUCUACGUCCCGCAGCUCAUGCCGCAGUUGAUUGCCCCGCAAGACAAGGCCCUGCUCAACCACUACUCCACCAUCGUCUCUUCGAUACUGUCCCGCCGGUCAUCGGUAGACAACCCCUACAACGGCUACCUCUUGCCCAUGGCCCAGUCCAACGACCUCGUCCUCCACUGCAUCCUGGCGCUGUCGGCAAACCACUGGCGCAAGCUGCAGCCGGACUUGGGCGACCGCGGACUGCUGCACAAGAGCAAAGCCACGCAGGCCUUGGCGGGCAUUCUUCCCCAUGUCGACAGGACGAGCGCCGAUAUAGCGCUGGUCAGCAGCCUGCUUCUCUGCAUGACAGAGCUGUUCGACGGCACAAGCGAAGGGUGGAAGCUGCAUCUCAAAGGCGCAAAACGGUUGCUCAUCACGUUGCGGAAGCAGCAAGGCGCCAUGAUGACUGGCCACUACAAGUUCCUCCUCCGACUCGCCCGAUUUCUCGACUCCGCCGCCACCACCUCGACCUGCCGGCCGCCGCUCAUGGGGGCCGAAGCUGCCGAGGCCCAGGCUCUCGACACCUGGUCCGCCACCCCGGACGAAGAGGACUCGGCCGUGUACGGCAUCCCCAAGGAGCUGUUCCACCUGGUGGACCGCGUGAACACCCUGGCCGAGCUGCGAAGCACCCGAGUCGACCAAGCCUCCGAAAUCGCCUUUCGGCGGCACGCCAACGCCAUCGAGCACCGCAUCAACAACUGGUCCUGCGAAUACGGCGGCAUCGCGCGAGCCGUGUCCGCGCCGACACCCAACACCGACGACGUCUUGCACGCCACCUUGGCUUUCGAGCACGCCAUCCGGCUCAGGCUCCACCAGAUUGUGGAGGGCUACGAGCUGACGGACCCCAAGGUCGGGAGGCACGUCGACGGCAUUCUCGACUGCGUCCAGAGGAUCCGCUACGGGAGCCCCCUGGAGCCCUGCAUCCUGUUCCCGCUCGUCAUGGCCGGGGGGUCGUGCUGGAAGCUCGAGCACCGGGUCAUCAUCCAGGACAGGCUGCUGGUGAUGGAGCGGACCUGCGGGUUCGGGUACAUCUACAACGCUCGAGAUCUCGUGGAGCGCGUCUGGUCGAGGAGGGAUGAGUCAAGGGGGACGGGGGCCGUCGUGAACUGGGCGAAGAUCCGGUACUACGAGAUGCAUGGGCUGGUGGUGUUUUGA